AUGAACAGUGAGGCCUGUGGGAGAAAAGGGCAUGGACCCAUGGCACCAACAAUUCCACUUGAUACACUUUUUGCUGGUCUUUCCCAAAACACCAAUUCCCACACCAACACAAUCAUGGGUCCCUUUGCAUCAAUUUCUUCUCAAUCUCCUUCCAACAAAAGGAUGAGGGCGAAGGAAGCUAAGAAUUUUGGUUGGGGAAGAACGUUAACAGAGAAGAAAACUAUGGCACAAGAAGAUUCCCAUGCAGAUGCAGUAGCUUGA
This is a messenger RNA of Sphenostylis stenocarpa, 261 nucleotides long. The record is from the annotation of a GenBank genome assembly. Lineage: Eukaryota; Viridiplantae; Streptophyta; Magnoliopsida; Fabales; Fabaceae.